This is a messenger RNA of Myotis myotis, 4068 nucleotides long. RefSeq names its product solute carrier family 38 member 7 (gene SLC38A7). Bases 823 to 2214 code for a protein of 463 amino acids. The transcript has 11 exons. NCBI's taxonomy places the organism in Eukaryota, Metazoa, Chordata, Mammalia, Chiroptera, Vespertilionidae. Gene Ontology annotation, biological process: amino acid transmembrane transport. Gene Ontology annotation, molecular function: L-alanine transmembrane transporter activity; L-leucine transmembrane transporter activity; L-methionine transmembrane transporter activity. The record is from RefSeq and is a predicted model, not a curated record.
AAGUAGAAAAGCUGGAGGGUGGGAUCUUUAGGUCCUGGGGCACCCAAACCCCCGAUCGCAGCAGAGCCCUGCCCACUCCCCGCAGGGCGAUCAGAAGCCCGGCGUCCUUGGUCCCACGGCCGCCCUCGGUUGGCCGGUUCCUGCCCAGUCUCCACCCAGUCCUAGGCCCGGAUCAAAUCUCGGUGCCUCCGCCCAGUUUACCCCACAAUAGCCCACUCACCUCACUGCAUGCCUGGGGCCAUCCCCUCCGAGCGGGGUGCGCCCUGGUCCACCUCUCAGUGAGCCCACCCCUCCUAUUUCGGGGAUCCAGCCGCGGGCUGGAGUGGGGUCCCGCUCCGGUUGGGAACCGAGGGGCCUCCUGCAGUGAUGCCAGCUCCCCGAGGGCGCCAGGCUCCUAGUUCUGGUCCUGCCGGCUGCCCGCUGUGACUUUAGCCCAGCGUCUUCCCUCCGUGCGCCUGUUUACCUGACUGACCUGGUUGGUGCUCCCUUCUACGACUUAGAGUCCGAGCGGCCCAGCUCGCCUCAAUUUGCUGACCAGCACAAAACAGCUCAAACUCAUCACUCUGCUGACGGCGGCCUUUUAGCAAAGAGAAAAGAAGAAAUUGGGGCCAGAGAGAGAGAAAUGAGGAGAGUCAGAUCCCAGGCGUUUGGGGAGAAGGAGCUGUAAGGAGCAGCACCCCUUCCACCGUAGCCCUUAUCAGGUGGGAAGAGCAGGCUGAGAAGAGCCAGAGCCCACAGGCCUCCUGGGAGAACAGCUCUGAACAGGGGAUGUGGUGGUGAGGCAGAAUCUGCAGACCCAGCUGGAAGAGGGCUGUCAGGGCCAUGGCCCAGGUCAGCAUCAACAGUGACCUUGGCGAGUGGGGCUUCAGCACGGAUGCUGGGGAGCGGGCCCGUCUGCUGCAGAGUCCCUGUGUGGACUCGGACCCGAAGAGUGAGGGGGAGGCCUCCCCUGAAAGUCUGAGCAGAGGCACCACGUCCUCGUUUGGGGCCAUCUUCAUUGUAGUCAACGCCUGCCUGGGGGCAGGACUGCUCAACUUCCCAGCAGCCUUCAGCACGGCCGGGGGCGUGGCCGCGGGCAUCACCCUGCAGAUGGGCAUGCUGGUUUUCAUCAUCAGCGGCCUCGUCAUCCUCGCCUACUGCUCCCAGGCCAGCAACGAGCGGACCUAUCAGGAGGUGGUGUGGGCUGUGUGUGGCAAGCUGACGGGCGUGCUGUGCGAGGUGUCCAUUGCCAUCUACACCUUCGGCACCUGCAUCGCCUUCCUCAUCAUCAUUGGGGACCAGCAGGACAAAAUUAUAGCUGUGUUGGCAAAGGAGCCUGAGGGGGCCGGUGGCAGCCCCUGGUACACGGACCGCAAGUUUACCAUCAGCCUCACUGCCUUCCUCUUCAUCCUGCCCCUGUCCAUCCCCAGGGAGAUCGGCUUCCAGAAGUAUGCCAGCUUCCUGAGCGUCGUGGGCACCUGGUACGUCACCGCCAUCGUUAUCAUCAAGUACAUCUGGCCGGAUAAGGAGAUGACCCCAGGGGACAUCCUGACCAGGCCAGCUUCCUGGAUGGCCGUGUUCAAUGCCAUGCCCACCAUCUGCUUUGGAUUUCAGUGUCACGUGAGCAGCGUGCCCAUCUUCAACAGCAUGCGGCAGCCCGAGGUGAAGACCUGGGGCGGGGUGGUGACGGCCGCCAUGGUCAUAGCCCUCGCCGUGUACAUGGGCACAGGCAUCUGUGGCUUCCUGACCUUUGGAGCUUCUGUGGACCCCGACGUGCUCCUGUCCUACCCCUCCAACGACGUGGCCGUGGCCGUGGCGCGCGCCUUCAUCAUCCUGAGCGUGCUCACCUCCUACUCCAUCCUGCACUUCUGUGGCCGGGCGGUGGUCGAAGGCCUGUGGCUGCGCUACCAGGAGAUGCCCGUGGAGGAGGACGUAGGGCGGGAGCAGCGGCGGCGAGUGCUGCAGACGGUGGUCUGGUUCCUGCUCACCCUGCUGCUGGCGCUCUUCAUCCCCGACAUCGGCAAGGUCAUCUCGGUCAUCGGAGGCCUGGCCGCCUGCUUCAUCUUCGUCUUCCCAGGGCUGUGCCUCAUUCAAGCCAAACUGUCUGAGAUGGAGGAGGUCAAGCCAGCCAGCUGGUGGGCGCUGGUCAGUUACGGAGUCCUCUUAGUCACCCUGGGAGCCUUCAUCUUCGGCCAGACCACAGCCAACGCCGUCUUCGUGGAUCUGUUGGCAUAACCACGGCCUCCUUGGCACCCAGGAACCCAUCUCAGAGCUGCGGGGCCAUGCUGACUCGGGCUUCAUUCCCCUCUCCUGGUGGGGUGAUUCCAGGGACGGAUCUGGGCUGAAAUCGGACCCCACAGUCUGGAGCCUGCAGCACGGGCAUGUGGCCUGACUGGGAAUUGAACACACCAGCUCCCUUCCUGCUCCCCCGUCCUGGCGGGGCCCUGGAUGGCGGGAGGGGGGCCACAGGAGCCUCCCCGCUGCCUCCAGCUCUCAGCUCCUCCAGGCCUGGAGCCCACGGUGAAGAGGCUCAGCAGGUCUCAGGAGAAGGCAGCAGCAUGACUUCCCUCGGGAGAAAUGGGGGCGCCCUCUCCACAGAGCAGGGGCUGUGCUCCCUCCCCAGGACUCACGCCUGCUCCAUCUGUCCGCGGACCAGCCAGCAGUGGCUUCCUCUGGGCUCCGGCCAGUCCCAAAGGUAGCGCUGAAUUCACACAGAUGCACAGAGGCAGGUAGAGUCCGUGCCUCGCCCACUCCCUCCUGGGCCCACGGUGAGCCCGCAGCCCUCUUUCCCACGGCUGACUGACAUUCCCCGAGGCUUCGGGGCCUCACCGAGUGUCUCUCCCCAAACCUCAGGGUCCGGGCGUCCCCCUCCUCCUCCAUCCCCAGACGUCACCAAGUCUUAUGUUCCCCAAACCUCAGGGUCCGGGCGUCCCCCUCCUCCUCCAUCCCCAGACGUCACCAAGUCUUAUGUUUACAAACGGUGCCCGCCCGGCUCAGCCAGGGACCAGGGGCCGUCCCGUGCCUCAGUGCUGUGAGCACUCCGCCUCCCACUCCACCUCCAUUAGCUUUCCCUGUGGCAGGGGGAGAGGGGGGUGCUUCUCUCUCAGAUUCCAGAUGGGCCCCUCUUUUCAGAGGCACAAAAGUGGGUGAUGGAGAAGGCUGGGGACCUUUCGGACCUGUGCAGGCUGGGCUGGCCAGGGUCAAGGUGAACCUGCCUGCUACCCUCUCCUCCGAUGACUGCUGCUCUCUGCCUCCCCUGCCGUCCCCCACGGGGUAGCCCAGAGGCACGCAGGAUGCCGAGCUGUCAUUGACUGGGCAGCAGGAGAAGGCAGCUCCGCCAGCCGGGAACUUACAACCUGGAUCCUGUCUGCCUUUCCCCCACCCUAUCCCUUCUUCACCCCCCACCCCAUUUGUCUAUGUAGCUCAAUCUCCUGCUCACAUAAGUAUUGGGGGGGGCAGGCUGCCAAACCCUCCCUUGUCAACUUCCUCAGCUCCACACAGUCACACUGAGGUCACACCUGGAUUAUGCCCCAGGCAUGGUGAGGGGGGCCCUUCUCCCAUUGCACAUGCCCAUCGGGCUUCCCGUGCCUGGAACACCCAGCAUUUCCCCGGCCCCUCCUGCCCCAAACCUCUGUCCUGGGCCGGGUAUUGGGACCCCAGCCAGCAGCCCACCAGUCAGGGCAGUAAGAUCUAGGAAACAGGCUGGCGGGAGGCCCCAUAGGCUUCUGCCCAGCCCCCACACUGGGGACCCGCCUCCCCUCACCUCUUGGCCCCUGGUAGCCUCUCUGCUGGUUCCUCUCAGCCCAGCCCGCUGCACCUCACUAGGCCCGCCAGCACCCAUCCCUGACAAGGUGGGGAGGGUGUCCCAGCCAGCAUGGCCGCUCAGCCUCCUGACACUGGAUUUCAGGGGUGGAGGGAGGUAAGGGAGUCAUUGCACAGCAUCCGUCGGGAAAAGGGGCUGGAAUCCGGCCUCUCAGCCCAAACUCAGGAGCCCCGACCCUCCCUGCUGGGGCAUUUUACUGUUUCUUUUCUACUCGGGCACAUUCAGACCAGGGAAGGUGGUUAAUAAAAAGGAGCUUGUGCUACUGA